GUGCGGUAAGAUCAGCGUGGUGCUCAUGUGCUUUCUGUUCCCUGCUCUGGUGCCCUGGUAUAUCUGGGCGGAGAGUCUGUGGAAUUCCUACUUCUUGGUCUCCAUCCUCUGCUAUGCCAGCUCCCUCAGUGGCGCCUGGCUGGUCAACAGUGCCACCCACAUGUAUGGAAACCGGCCCUAUGACAAGAACAUCAGCUCUCAGCAGAAUUUACUUGUCACUCUGGGUGCCAUUGGUGAAGGCUUCCACAACUACCAUCACACCUUUCCCUUUGACUACUCCGCCAGUGAAUUUGGCCUAAAUUUCAACCCAACUACCUGGUUCAUUGACUUCAUGUGCUUUCUGGGGCUGGCCACUGACUGCAAACGGGCCACCAAGCUGAUGAUCGAGGCCCGGAAAGCCAAGACUGGAGAUAGCAGUGCCUGA
Molecule: messenger RNA, 424 nt
Organism: Castor canadensis (American beaver)
Lineage: Eukaryota; Metazoa; Chordata; Mammalia; Rodentia; Castoridae
Source: RefSeq, a predicted model, not a curated record